Molecule: messenger RNA, 1523 nt
Organism: Laetiporus sulphureus 93-53
Lineage: Eukaryota; Fungi; Basidiomycota; Agaricomycetes; Polyporales; Laetiporaceae
Product: NAD(P)-binding protein
Exons: 5
Coding region: 60-1244 (394 amino acids)
Cellular component (GO): cytosol
Molecular function (GO): glyoxylate reductase (NADPH) activity; NAD binding; hydroxypyruvate reductase [NAD(P)H] activity
Source: RefSeq, a predicted model, not a curated record
CGUGCAAGCAACAACCAGAGCAGUCGACGACCCGGAUUCUUCGCUUCAGCAGCUAUACGAUGAUUUCACUGGUGCCGGUGGUCAUUCGACCUUUGAGCCAACCCGUCAGCUUUAUCAACUGUGCGCGAAGAUCCCUGCACACUGGUUACUUCAUCAAAGACGGCUGUAACGUUCUCAGGCAGCAGACGCGGGGGUAUGCGGCUCGCGCACAUGGAAGUGCUACAAUACUGCCUCGGAUAGUGCUUUGCGAUCACCUGGAAGUAUGGGCUGAAAAGAAGGCUUUGAACAUGUUCAACGGUAUCGCAGAGCUUGUUUGGUUGGACACAGACACUACUCGUGACGACUUCCUAUCCAGCAUGCGGCCCGGCGGACCUCUCGAACGGACAGCAGGCCUUUACCGGCGAAACAUUUCUACCUCCGCGAUCGGUCCAUUCGAUCGAGAGCUGAUCGGCUCUCUGCCGCGAAGCGUGAGGUGGAUUGCUAGCAAUGGCGACGGAUACGACCAGGUCGACGUCGCUGCCUGCAAGGAAAAGGGUGUAUUUUUGUCAAAUACGUCCGAUGAUAGUAUCCUGACAAAUCUGGUGGCGAUUUCCUUGACGUCCGAAUUUCACCGCUUGUGGAAAACCGAGCGGGACAUAUGCUCCAGCGGCUCUAACACCCCCGAGCUAAUCUCGUCCACGCAUGAUCUCCCGGCACGCACGUUCGCAAUUCUAUGCUCGAGAACCGUCGGCGUGCCCCUUGCACGUGCCAUGCAUGCGUUCCCGAUGCGUGUUCUCUAUCACAGCCCGAGAAAGGUGGUGAGCGCGCCAGAAUGGUUCGAAUACUAUGGAGCGGAGCGGUUAGAUGACAUGCUUGCCCAAGCGGACGUCUUGAGCGUGCAUGAGCCGUUCACGGAGCGCGCGGGGAGGCUCGUGGACGAGGCGAUGAUUCGGAAGUUGAAGAAGGGCGCGGUCCUCCUCAACACCGCGAAACGGAAGUUAGUCGAUGAAGAGGCGAUGACAAGAGCGUUGGAUGACGGACAUCUAUCCGCCGUCGGCCUUGACAUCUUAUGGCAUCAGCCACACGCCAAUUCGUGUUGGUUCUUCAAGCCUAAUGUGAUACAUAUUCCACUUUUAGCUGCCGCAGUGCACGAUACGAGGAAGGAAAUGGAGAUAAGGGCACUAACGAACUUAAGAGAUUUUCUGACAAAGGGGAUACGCAGGGAUCUUGUAUCUGAGUUUAACGGAUGCAUUGCAGAUGCUUAGAAAGGAUAUUGGUUUUAGUUCCGAGACCGGCCAAGGAUCGCCACUGUUGGAUGAUCAGUGAUAACAACGCCGAUGUCGGUGCUUGUGAAGAACAGCAUUAUGCUACCGAGAUGUUGAUUAUGUGAUGAUGACCGUCUAGAAAAUGGUGAUGUGGCCUCGGUGUUAGUCAGCCGUUGCCUUCCCGUCUCGUGGGCGCGAGGAGUGAGAGGCCGGUCAGGGCUACGAACGACUGGGAAGUACCAUGCUACAGUUGCGUAUUUAUACGAUUUUUUGCCGUCC